Molecule: messenger RNA, 2614 nt
Organism: Jaculus jaculus (lesser Egyptian jerboa)
Lineage: Eukaryota; Metazoa; Chordata; Mammalia; Rodentia; Dipodidae
Product: transmembrane ascorbate-dependent reductase CYB561
Exons: 7
Coding region: 257-1015 (252 amino acids)
Cellular component (GO): lysosomal membrane
Molecular function (GO): oxidoreductase activity
Source: RefSeq, a predicted model, not a curated record
CUUGCGAUCCCAGGGGCCCGUGGCCGGGUCCGGUGUAGGCGGAUCGACCCGCACUUGCCGCCACCGCUCCUUGAGACCUGAGCAGCCGGGGAGUUGUCAGAUGUGUCAGAGAACUGGGGAGUGGAGACGGCGCUGACCACAGGGAGGGACCAGCACUCCCAGGCCUGAGCACCGCAGGGGAGCGUGCGCCCUGGUGCUGGAGGAGGGGCCGCUGCGGAUCCUGUUCUCUGCUGUUACCUCCAGCGGCCGUCUCGGCAUGGAAGGUCGUGCCGGCCUCACGUCCACCCCCGCCGCACUACCGUACUUCGUGGCCUUCUCCCAGCUGCUGGGCCUGACCUUGGUGGCUGUGACGGGUGCUUGGCUGGGUCUGUACCGAGGUGGCAUUGCCUGGGAAAGUACCCUGCAGUUCAAUGUGCACCCGCUCUGCAUGGUCAUGGGCAUGAUCUUCCUGCAGGGAGAUGCCCUGCUGGUGUACCGCGUGUUCAGGAAAGAGGCCAAACGGACCACCAAGGUCCUGCACGGGUUACUGCAUGUCUUUGCCUUCAUCAUCGCGCUGGUGGGCUUGGUGGCCGUGUUUGACUAUCACAAGAAGAUGGGCUAUGCCGACCUGUACAGCCUGCACAGCUGGUGCGGGAUCCUCGUCUUCGUCCUUUACUUUGCUCAGUGGCUGGCGGGCUUCGGCCUCUUCCUCUUCCCCGGAGCCUCGCUCUCCCUGCGGAGCCGCUACCGCUCUCUGCACGUCUUCGUCGGAGCCGCCGUCUUCCUCCUGUCGGUGGGCACCGCGCUGCUGGGCCUCAAGGAGGCGCUGCUGUUUAAGCUCGGGGUCAAGUACAGCACGUUUGAGCCCGAGGGGGUCCUGGCCAACGCGCUCGGCCUGCUGCUGCUCUGCUUCGGCGUGGCCGUGCUCUUCCUCCUGGCUCGAGCCGACUGGAAACGGCCUCCCCAGGCUGAAGAGCAGGCCCUGUCCAUGGACUUCAAGACGCUGACCGAGGGAGACAGCCCCGGCUCCCAGUGACAGCCUCCCCGUGCUGCAGGCGGCUGGUGUGGGCGCCCCGGGUUCCGUGGGCUCCCAGAUGCCUCUCUGCUCAGCCCUGCCGAGGCAGAGCGGAGAGUGGUGGUGGCUGCGUGCACUUUAGUAGGUCCCGGGUUUGAGCUUGUCCGCUGCUGCCCCUUCCCUGCCGCGCUUCGCAUGUGCCCGACGGCCUGGCCGUGCCCCGCUGCCCGCCCCACCAGCGGCGCUCUGGGGUCAGCCUGGCCCCAGGUCCCCCGAGGAGCUGGAGAGUGGUUCCACCCUCAAGGCAGCAGAUGCCUGUGGUGGGGCCAGAGAAACUACCACCCCAGGGACAGCCCUGGAAGAGCCAAGAGCGCAGCUGUGUGUAGUCAAGAAUUCAAACCAGGAGUCCCAGCAGCCGGCAGAGCACGUGUCCCUGGCACUGGAGCUAGUGAUAUUAUGAGUAAAGUAUGUUGGUGUUCAGAGCAGGGCUCCCAAGGAGAGGGCGUGGAAUUGGCCCCAGGAAGGACUGCAGUGUGGCUUUGGCCCAGCUACCAUCUUGGACCUUCCUGUUCCUUCACCCGUGAACCCCGAGAUGGCUUUAUGGGAGAGGGGGUAGGUGCCAGGGACUUCAGACGCUCUUGCCCUGGUGCCUGAUGGUAGCCUGCUGGUGGUGAGGGUUCCUCCCUUUGGCACAGGCUGGCUGCACUGCACCUGUUUCCUCAGGCAGGGCCUAGGGGACUGAGCACCUUCUCCUGAAGGAGUCAUGCUUGUUUUUCUGGGACGUCUUGCUUGGCUACAGCAGCUCUGGACUACUGGGGCCCAUGUUUAAAGGACAGUGGGACUGAGGAAUGAGGUUGUCCCGUGGCGGCUGCCGUCUCUCCAACCCCUAGCCUGUGUGUUGUUAGCUGAGUCACUGUUUGGCUGUGGUCUAGAAAUAAUGUGAUUAGAGCAUUGACCUUGUGUAUCUUGGGCUUGGCAAACUGCUCUUUCCUUGUUUUCCUCAGUUUCUGGGCUUUGAAGGGCUUCACAGUUGUGACAGGCACAGUAACUUAGUGACGAAAUUUACACAGUUCUUUCAAAUGCUGCCUUAGAGCAAUAGGGCUGGCCUUCCCUGCUGGGUGUCUGGUAAGGGGUUGGUGUUGGGGGUCUUGCGUCUGGCGCGGUCUCUUCUCCCCGCAGUAGCUGGUCCAGCCCCUGUGCCUCUGCUGUCUUUCUAGAGAUGCCCGUCCCCACCCCCUGCCUGCUCACUGGCUCCUCUUCGUUUGCAAGGAUGUUCGCCUCCAAUUGUAAUUGUGUACUCGGCAAAGAGGGUCUUUCAGUUCUCGAUUCACCUGGCACACACUUGUGCAGCCAAAUGUUUACAUGUGGGAAACCCGUCCUUAUGAACUACCAAAGUGCCAUUGUGAACCUCCCUUGUCAGAAUAUACGGAGAAGUGGAACUUUAGAUUUGCAGUGAGUCUGUAAACUGAUCUUUUUGACAAAAUGCAUGUCGGAUGACUAAGGACCAAAGAGGCCCCAAGCAGAUGUGUGUGGUUCCUUCUGUUUGCCUGUGGCACCUCUUGUGAUGUACGGUGUGCUGCUGGUGCAACGGGUGAAUCAAUAAAAGUACAGUAGACUGCU